This is a messenger RNA of Bursaphelenchus xylophilus (pine wood nematode), 374 nucleotides long. NCBI's taxonomy places the organism in Eukaryota, Metazoa, Nematoda, Chromadorea, Rhabditida, Aphelenchoididae. The record is from the annotation of a GenBank genome assembly.
AUGUCAGCCAUCCAGCCAUUGAAUCCGAAGCCAUUCCUGAAUCAACUCACGGGAAAGCAGGUCAUCUGCCGACUUAAAUGGGGCAUGGAAUACCGAGGUAGGGUUGUUUCGUUGCGGAAUUGUGUUGUUUAGAUAGAUGAAGACAUAAACUAGCGAUAUGAGCAGUUGUGAACCUAUCAGUUCAACGUCUUCCCUGAAUUUUUGACGAUAUAUCCAAACUUGCUUCAGGUUUCCUAGUCUCCAUCGACUCGUACAUGAACCUCCAGCUGCAGAACACCGAGGAGUACAUUGACGGUGUGAAUACUGGUGUGUUGGGCGAAGUUCUUAUCCGCUGUAACAAUGUUUUGUGGGUUUCUGGCGUGGAUGAAGAUUAG